AUGGCGCAAAAUCAUAUCUCUGCAACAACCAAUGGUGAAAAUGUUGAGAAGAAGAAAAAGAUGAUUUUGAAUGCGUUUGUCAUGAACUCACCCGGCCAUCUGGCUACGGGGUUUUGGAAACACCCUAGAAAUAAAACAACCGAGUAUACUAAACUCAAGUUUUGGACGGAUCUGGCGCAAAUGCUCGACAAAGCCGGGUUCCACGCUCUCUUCGUUGCCGAUGUCCUCGGCGCAUACGACAUAUACAAAGGUCCUGGAAACCAUGGACCGGUGACCUCUGCUGGCGCUCAAUUUCCCAUCAACGACCCCCUUUACACGGUUCCGGCAAUGGCAGCUGUUACCAAGAAUCUCACUUUUGGCAUUACCGCUUCGACGACGUACGAGGCACCCUACGCGCUCGCAAGGCGAUUUUCCACUGUGGACCAUCUUUCCGAAGGUCGUGUGGCGUGGAACAUUGUUACUUCAUAUCUCGAAAGCGCUGCGAGAAACUUUGGAUUGUCGACCCAAAUUGAGCAUGAUGAGCGAUACCGCAUUGCCGACGAGUACAUGGACGUGGUCUACAAGCUUUGGGAAGGCUCCUGGAGAGACGAUGCGGUUGUGAAGGAUCUCAAGACCGGGCAAUAUGCUGUUCCGGAGCGCGUCCGUCAAAUCCACCACGAGGGAAAGUACUUCAAGGUCCCCGGUCCCCAUCUUUGCGAACCUUCUCCUCAGCGCACACCGUUCCUCUUCCAGGCCGGCACAUCUCCAUCUGGUAGAGACUUUGGUGCAAAGCACGCCGAGGCCAUCUUCGUCUCCGGACAGGACCCCGCGAAGGUCAGAAAGUCGGUCGAUGCUAUUCGACAACUUGCAAAGGACAAAUAUGGCCGGGACCCUUCUCAUGUAAAGGUGAUCCUUGGUAUGAUCAUCAUCGUCGCCGAGACGGACGCGGCCGCCGAGGCGAAAAUGGAGGAAAUGCGGCCGUACGGCGAUAGAGACGGCGCUCUGGCAAUGUUUGGCGGCUGGACCGGGAUUGAUCUCUCCCAGUACCCCGAUGACGCCGAUUUCAGAUUCAGUGGCCCGUCGCAAAUCCAAGGCUUCGUCAACAACUGGGCGGCUGAAGUCCCCGGUAGCAACAACCUGAAGUGGACCAAAUCAACAAUCGCCGAUUAUCUCAUGAUGGGAGGGCUCGGAGCAAAGGCUUGCGGAAGUCCCAAAACGGUGGUUGAUGAGUUGGAGAGGUGGAUGGAGCUGGCUGACAUUGAUGGCUUCAAUCUGGGUCACAUCAUCAAUCCUGGCUCUUUCGAAGACAUUAUCGAAUUCGUCCUACCAGAGCUCCAGAGCCGUGGGCUUUUCCGAACUGGUGUCGAAAAGGCCGGAGCGACAACCCGGGAGGUGUUUUUCGGAGAGGGUGGUGGUUUCUUGCUUGGAGACCAUCCAGGCCGAAAGUUCCGUUGGAAUCCGUGCGAAUAA
This is a messenger RNA of Exophiala viscosa, 1449 nucleotides long. RefSeq names its product alkanesulfonate monooxygenase. NCBI's taxonomy places the organism in Eukaryota, Fungi, Ascomycota, Eurotiomycetes, Chaetothyriales, Herpotrichiellaceae. The transcript has a single exon. The coding region runs from base 1 to 1449 and encodes 482 amino acids. The record is from RefSeq and is a predicted model, not a curated record. Gene Ontology annotation, molecular function: oxidoreductase activity, acting on paired donors, with incorporation or reduction of molecular oxygen; monooxygenase activity.